Messenger RNA from Puntigrus tetrazona (Sumatra barb), 1649 nucleotides. RefSeq names its product protein phosphatase 6, catalytic subunit (gene ppp6c). The record is from RefSeq and is a predicted model, not a curated record. The transcript is spliced from 7 exons. Bases 83 to 1000 code for a protein of 305 amino acids. Gene Ontology annotation, molecular function: protein serine/threonine phosphatase activity. Lineage: Eukaryota; Metazoa; Chordata; Actinopteri; Cypriniformes; Cyprinidae. Gene Ontology annotation, cellular component: cytoplasm. Gene Ontology annotation, biological process: G1/S transition of mitotic cell cycle; peptidyl-serine dephosphorylation.
CGACCGCUGUGCCAAUCAUUACCGCCCAGCGUGACGUAGAAAGACUUCCUCUUUGCUUCUUCUAUCGACUGUUGUUCUUAAAAUGGCGCCGUUGGACCUAGAUAAGUAUGUUGAAAUUGCGAGACAGUGCAAGUACCUUCCAGAGAACGACUUAAAGAGAUUGUGUGACUAUGUAUGCGACUUGCUACUCGAAGAAUCAAAUGUACAGCCAGUAUCCACUCCAGUCACUGUAUGCGGAGAUAUUCACGGACAGUUUUAUGACUUAUGUGAACUCUUCAGAACUGGGGGCCAAGUACCAGACACAAAUUACAUUUUCAUGGGUGACUUUGUCGACCGAGGAUACUACAGCUUAGAAACGUUCACGUAUUUGCUAGCACUUAAAGCUAAGUGGCCUGACCGCAUCACACUGUUGCGUGGCAAUCACGAGAGCAGGCAGAUAACACAAGUCUAUGGUUUUUAUGAUGAGUGCCAAACGAAAUAUGGAAAUGCUAAUGCCUGGCGAUACUGCACUAAAGUAUUUGACAUGCUGACUGUUGCUGCUUUGAUAGAUGAGCAGAUCCUUUGUGUACAUGGUGGCCUUUCACCUGACAUCAAAACUCUUGAUCAGAUACGCACCAUUGAACGCAAUCAGGAAAUUCCUCACAAGGGAGCAUUUUGUGAUCUUGUCUGGUCUGAUCCAGAGGAUGUGGACACCUGGGCUAUCAGCCCGAGGGGAGCUGGCUGGCUGUUUGGUGCUAAGGUUACCAAUGAGUUUGUCCACAUUAACAACUUGAAGUUGAUUUGCCGUGCACAUCAGUUGGUUCACGAGGGCUACAAAUUCAUGUUUGAUGAGAAGCUGGUGACCGUCUGGUCGGCCCCAAACUACUGCUACCGCUGCGGUAACAUCGCCUCCAUCAUGGUCUUCAAAGACGUGAACACAAGGGAGCCCAAGUUAUUCCGGGCCGUCCCUGAUUCGGAAAGGGUCAUACCACCUAGAACGACAACACCCUACUUCCUCUGAGUUCCUCAUUGUCGCCUGCGUCCAGCCCUCUCCUUUUCAUUGUUCGUUGUUAUGGUCUUUAAUUUCUGUUGCAUUUUUUCUUUUUUGACUAUUUUUUGUAAAGAUCGAAGUGCUCUCCAGAAUAACAACGGUAAACUAUGGUCAGGAUUAUGAACUCUUUAGACUGUGUUUAAGUUAGUCAUUAUUUGGUCAGUGCAAUCUUGUUAAUGUGAGCGUGUGACCGUAAAUAAGUGGACAUCCUCAUGCUCUUCUUACAGGGCUUUAAAUGUAGAUCUAACAGCCAUUGACCAUUUAAUGAUAAAAGUUCAUGAUGUAACAACUUGCCUGAUCGGAGCAAUGUGGUGUUUGUGGUUUUUUUUACAGAACAGAUCAGAAAGUCACUGACACAACAAAGUACUGGUCCAAAUUUCUCCAAAACCGUGACACUUUUUGUUGCUUUCAAGUGUAGACAAGGGUUAAGGCCAUGACCAGACAACAGGACAAAGAAGGCUGUGAUUAUUUUGUACAUUUAAUAUAAUUGUAUUGAUUUAAUCCUCUUUUUUUUUUUUUUUUUUUUUUCUCAGAUUUGUUGUAUUUUAUUAUUGUAGAAAAACUGCAGCCCAUUUACCAAUUAAAUAUUGAAAAUAAACACCUUUAUUAUUAAGUUACA